Messenger RNA from Scomber japonicus (chub mackerel), 987 nucleotides. RefSeq names its product serine protease 27-like. The transcript has 5 exons. The record is from RefSeq and is a predicted model, not a curated record. Lineage: Eukaryota; Metazoa; Chordata; Actinopteri; Scombriformes; Scombridae. Gene Ontology annotation, molecular function: serine-type endopeptidase activity. Gene Ontology annotation, biological process: proteolysis. The coding region runs from base 1 to 987 and encodes 328 amino acids.
AUGACAGCAGCACACCUGACAGGUGACUUCAGCAGAGUCACGCCUUCCUGCUCAGACAACUUGUUCAACUCUCUCACUGGUGUGAAGUCACAGUUGGAAGAAUCUCACCAUGAAGCUGCUCGUUUGUCUCUCUGCGGCAUCGCACCGCUCAACACAAAGAUCGUCGGGGGUGAAGACGCUGUUGCCGGGGCUUGGCCGUGGCAGGCCAGUCUGCACAGAAAUGGCAGGCAUUUCUGUGGAGGAUCUCUGAUCAACAGCCAGUGGAUCCUGACUGCUGCUCACUGCUUCCCCUCAACCAGCCUGGCUAAUUUGAUCGUUUACCUCGGACGUGAGACACAAGACAGUGUGAAUUCCAACGAGGUGUCCCGCUCAGUGACCCAGAUCAUCAAUCAUCCCGACUACAAUGACAAUACCAAUGACAACGACAUCAGCUUGUUGCAGCUCUCCUCUUCCGUUGACUUCACCAACUACAUCAGACCUGUGUGUCUGGCGGCGGCGGGCAGCGUCUUCGCGGCCGGGACGAACACCUGGGUCACCGGAUGGGGGGACAUCCAGAGCGAUGUGUCUCUUCCUUCCCCGGGGACGCUGCAGGAGGUGAACAUUCCCAUCGUGUCUACCACUGUGUGCAGCAACUCCUACACUCUCACAAGCAACAUGAUCUGUGCCGGUCUGACAGAAGGAGGAAAGGACUCCUGUCAGGGGGAUUCAGGCGGUCCGCUGGUGAGCAAAAAUAACACCCAGUGGGUCCAGGCCGGCGUGGUGAGCUUCGGACGGGGCUGCGCUCUGGCCAACACCCCGGGAGUCUACGCCAGAGUGUCCCAGUAUCAGUCCUGGAUCAACAGCCAGAUCACCAGCGACCAGCCGGGCUUCGUCGUGUUCGCCGGCUCCUCCACUUCCUCCACCGGAGGCGCUCAGCUGGUGUCCUUCUCAGUUCCUCUGCUGCUGUCUGUGCUACCCGUCCUCUUCUCCCUCUUCGUGCUCUCAUAA